GCCCCGAUUCGUUGAAUGAAUGUGACAGUACACCUUGCUCUGUCGGAUUGAACCUGUCUGUCGGUGUCCUUUCCGACUGACUCUCAAGACGAGAAAUUUGAACGAAGUAUUGUCAUUGUCGGAUUAUGACUCAAAAGUUUUAGUUUGAUUUAGUAAAAUGGCAGGUGUACCAGGUGGCAUGGAAGCCUGGGUGGUGCAACCAAGGGAACGUGCCCGAUACGCGGAGCAGUUCAUGUCACUUAAUCCCAUCAACGGAAUUGUAACUGGAGACCAAGCUAAAGGAUUCUUACUUCAAUCACAGCUGCCUCCGGCGGUUCUGGGACAAAUAUGGGGCCUAGCGGACACAGAUGCAGAUGGCAAAAUGAAUAUAAACGAAUUCAGCAUAGCUUGCAAACUCAUCAACCUGAAGCUGCGUGGUUUUGAAAUACCAAAAGUUCUGCCUCCGAUUCUGCUUCAAUCGCUCACCCAAGCUGUUGCACCUGCAGCAGCUCCUGUAUCUGCUCCCAUGCAAGCUCCUAUGGCUGCACCCAUUGCAGCAGUCACUGCCCCUCCAAUCCCACCACUACCGAACAUGGGCACACUGCCUCGCAUGCCUGCUGCCCCAGCGCAACCAGGGGUCAUGCCCAUGCAGCCAGGGGUCAUGCCGGUGCAACCAGCAGUUAUGCCCAUCCAAGCAGGGGCUGUUCCUAUCACAACGCAACCGAUGAGCAUGAGUGCACCCGUUCCCCAAGCGGGUGUUCCACUCAUGAUGCCGGGCACCGUGCCUCAGACAGCUAUGCCCAUGGUGCCCGGUGUACUGCCAGCCGCCGUCCCUGGAGCAAUGCCUCAAGCCAUGCCAGCCAUGCCAGCAGCCCCGGCUGGAAUGAUUCCUGGAGUUGUUCCGUCAGCCCCUGGAAUGACUCCAAUGCCAGGGGUCACCCCUGUGUCAGGAGUCACUCCCGUUGCCCCAUUGGACCUGAACAAACCAAUGGCUCCAUCUCUGACUGGCACACCCACAAGUGCACCAGGGAGUGCAACAGGCAGUUACAGUGGAGAGCGAAUGGGUUCUGUAGAUCUUGGAUUUGGUUAUCCACACAUUGAAUGGGCAGUUCCUCACCAGUCGAAGUUGAAAUACACCCAGCUGUUCAACACGACAGACCGAGCUCGUUCAGGGUUUCUCUCUGGACCUCAAGCAAGGAAUAUUAUGGUUAGCACUGGAGUACCCCAACGUGUAUUGGCAUCUAUUUGGGGCUUGGCUGACAUGGAUUCAGAUGGGCGUCUUUCAUGUGAAGAGUUUGUUUUAGCCUUGCACCUUUGUGAUAUGGCUAAGGCUGGAGAGAAAAUACCAGCAGCUCUCCCUCUUGACCUGAUUCCUCCAUCUUUUAGGCGGCAGAGGCAAGGGAGUGUUCCUGGCUCUGGUGCCGUCGUUACACCUGGGUCAGAUAAAGGCGUUGAACUAGAUGCUGCAGCUACUCUUAUCAGUCAAGUUACAUUUGAAGACAAGAGGAAAGAAAACUUCGAAAAGGGCCAAGCAGAACUUGACCGCAGGCGCAAGUCUCUGUUAGAAAUACAACGUAAGGAGCAGGAAGAGAGAGAACGAAAAGAGAGAGAAGAACAAGAAAAGAGAGAAAAAAUAAGGCUUGAGCAAGAACGUCGACGUCAAGAAGAAAUGGAAAGACAGUUGCAGCGCCAAAGAGAGAUGGAGCAGGAAAAAGAAGAACAGCGCAAAGCACAGCUGGAGCAGCGUGAGGCUGCACGACGGGAGAUGGAGCGACAGCGCCAACAGGAAUGGGAAAAGCAGCGCAGUCAAGAACUGCAACAGGCUAGACAAAAGGAGCAGGAAAAAGUGUUGUCAUUAAAGGCUCAUAACCAAAAACUUGGCAUUGAUCUCUCUCAAUUGAAUGAAAAAGUGAAGGAAUUAACCACUAAGAUAAGUGAAACAAGAAUGAAUGUGUCUUCUGUUAAAACUACCAUUGAUGGCAUGCGGGGCACACGUGAUACUCAAAUGAGUGAAAUGCAAGCUCUAAAACACAAGCUGAAAGAUCAGAAUAACCGACUUUUAUUGUUGAGUCAGGAAAAGGCUCGUAUUGAGUCUAAAAAUAAGAUGAACCAAGCUCAGGAUGAGGACAAUAAAGAGGCUCUGGCUCAAGCUGCCAGUGCCAAGCAAAUUGCUUUAAAACAGAUGCGGGACCGAAUUGCAGAUCUUGAAAAGGAGGUCGAAGCUAAGAUGGAAGACAUGGAAAAUAAUAAUACUCAACUUACUGAUCUCAAGAAUGAACUCUCAAAGCUGGUAGAUGAAUGUGAAACUCUCUAUAAUACUUUUGAUGAUCGUAGAUCAAAGGUUCUUCAAAUUAAGUCCAAGAUGAAGAAAGUUGAUCCACUUGAUGCAAAUGCUGCGUGGGGUAACUCAUCGUGGGAUUCCGCUCCUUCAUGGAAUGAUGACUCAUCCACCGCAGCUGAUGCUGCUGUCCCUGCACAGAGCGGCCUCUGUAGAUAUCGGGCUCUGUAUGAGUUUGUAGCUCGCAAUCAGGAUGAAAUUUCCUUCCAGCCAGGAGACAUUAUCAUGGUUCCACACACUCAGAAUGGUGAGCCAGGGUGGUUGGCAGGAGAAAUUCGAGGGCACACUGGCUGGUUCCCUGAAUCUUAUGUUGAGCCCAUUGACACACCUGCUGAAUCUGCAGAAGCUAUUGAUGCAGCAGCCACAAGUGCAAGGCUUGAGGGUAUUGCGGAAGUCCCAGAGAAUGUUAGUGAUGCAGGCUCUGCGGCAGAUCCUGCUCUUGCAGCAGCCCAAGUGCCACCUGCAGCUGACGGUCAAGAGUGGUACAUGUCAAUGUACCCAUACGAAUCUGGAGAGCCUGGUGAUCUUAGUUUUGGCCAAGGUGAAAUGAUGCUUGUGGUCAAGAAGGAUGGUGAUUGGUGGACAGGUGUCAUUGGUGACCGAACUGGCAUUUUCCCCUCCAAUUAUGUACAAAAAACUGACUCCACUGCAGGCACUGCCACAUCAGUGCCAGCAGCUGCUGCCACUACUCAUCCCGCAGUUUCAGAUAUUUCUGAAGAAGUCAUGGCGGCCAUGUCCAAAACUGCAGCAGAAGUGCAGUCACUCCCUCAGCAUGAGAAGCCAGCCACUCCUGACUUUGCAGCACUCAACCAAUCAACUCUGGCUGAAGAGGAUGCUGAUCCUAAGGGCUCUAAAGGGAAAAAGCCUGAAAUAGCAACAGUGUUAGCACCUUAUAAGGCAACGAGCACAGAGCAACUGAGUUUGAACCGAGGUCAGCUUAUUAUGGUUCGCAAGAAGACUGACACUGGCUGGUGGGAAGGGGAGCUGCAGGCAAAGGGCAAAAAGCGUCAAGUUGGAUGGUUCCCUGCUUCUUAUGUAAAAUUAGUUCAGAAAAAGUCUGGUCAAGACACACCUCCUGCUACAACUGUAACAUCAGCAGCUGCCUCCCCAUCCCCCUCACCCACUCCAAUGUGCAGAGAUGGAGGUGCAGGACUAGAAAAAGUAAUAGCCCUGUAUCAGUAUGUUGCCCAAAAUGAAGAUGAACUGAGUUUUGAAAAGGACGACACCAUCACUAUCCUAGCCAAAGAGGAAGCAGCAUGGUGGCGUGGCGAACUUAAUGGUGUCUCUGGUCUCUUUCCCAGCAAUUACGUGGCUCCUCUGUCUAUGAACCUUUUAAGUGGGGUGGAGAGGAAACGCCAAGAUAGUAUAGCUGAACUCAUUGGUACCGAGCAAGCUUACAUUGAUGAUAUGUCAAUUGUACAUGAGGUAUUUGAAAACCCAUUGAUGCAGAGAGGUAUUCUCAGCAAAGAACAACUCCAAAAAGUUUUUGUUAAUUGGAAAGAAAUUAUAGUCUGCAAUGUCAUGUUUCUAAGAGCAUUGAGAGUUCGAAGAGACAUGAGUUCUGGUGGAGUAAUAAGAAUGAUUGGAGACAUUUUGUGCGAAAAUCUGCCAAAAAUGAAGGUUUACGUGAGGUUUUGUUCAUGUCAGCUGACAGCUGCGUCUACUCUACAGGAUCUUCAAGAAAAUAGUGAAGAUUUCCGUGAAGUGUCACGAUUAUGUCAGAGAGACCCUCGUACAAAAGGCCUUCCUCUUAGUUCAUUUCUUAUUAAGCCAAUGCAGAGAAUCACCAAAUACCCUUUACUUAUUAAAAAGAUAUUACAUUAUACAAGUAUAGACCAUCCAGACCAUUCUUAUGUUCAAGAAGCUUUAUCAAAGGCAGAAGAAUUAUGUAAUCAGGUUAAUGAAGGUGUACGGGAAAAAGAAAAUUCAGACCGCCUAGAGUGGCUGCAGCGAAAUGUUCAAUGUGAUGGCUUAAAUGAACAAAUUGACUUUAACUCCCUCACUAAUUCACUUGGGCCUAGGAAGUUUCUUCAUCAUGGAGUUCUCAUAAAGGCUAAAAGUGGUAAGGAGUUGAUGGGAUUUCUUCUUACUGAUUUCCUUAUGUUAGCAAAGCCUUCAAAAUCACUUACUGGGAAACAAUUUUCAUUUGAAAAAAAUAUGAGUGUCUCAUUUAAACUCUACAAAAAGCCCCUAAUAUUGAGUGAUAUCCAAGUGGCUGACAACUCUGGAAAGAUCUCACCUACAGAACCACCAGUUGAUGCCACCGAGAGAAGAGAGCUUAAACUGGAAUUGAUUGAUGCUGGUACAAAUCUCGUUCUUCUAGCACCUAGCACCACUGAGCGCAAUCUUUGGUUUAAGAAAUUGGAUUUAGCCAAGCGUCAAUUUAUGGAACAUGAACAAAGUCACUUAAGAAGACAGCAAUCCAAACAAGCUCAGUUUGGCGCUGUAGGACGCAUCUUAGCAGUUGUCAUGAACGGCUUAAACCUAAAUUCAUCAGGGGUGCGCCAGCUACCACCCAAAGGAACUCUUCUAAUAUCUGUGUUGCAUGGGGAUGAGAUGGCUCUAGUAAGGCCUUCAGGAAAAUGUGAAGCAUUUUGCAAAGUCACAAUGGGAUCGCAGGAGCACCGCACUGCUGUUGCAAAUGGUCCUGCACCUCAGUGGAAUGCAUCAAUGCAGUUUCUUGUUAAAGACCUUCAAGAAGACAGAUUAUGCAUCACUGUCUUUGAUCGUGGUCACUUCACCCCUGAUGAAUUCUUAGGGCGCACUGAAGUUCGAGUUUCUGAAAUUUUGAAGUCAUCUUCAGAAACUCCAGGGCCUAUUUCUAAGCGAUUGAUUUUGCAUGAGGUAGAAACUGGGGAAGUUGAAGUUAAACUAGAUUUACGACUGUUUAGCAAAGAACAGUGAAAAGCUCUCUGCAUUCUUUGUACUGUUAUAGUUAAGCAUAAGCUUCAGCUAUUUGUAAUCUCCCUUAUAUUUAAGACCACUUGGAUCAUGGAUGUGAUUAAAUUUUGCAGAUUUUGUAGGAUGUUGACUAGAUGUUAAUAAAUUCCAAAAACACA
Molecule: messenger RNA, 5376 nt
Organism: Thrips palmi
Lineage: Eukaryota; Metazoa; Arthropoda; Insecta; Thysanoptera; Thripidae
Gene: Dap160
Product: intersectin-1
Exons: 35
Coding region: 158-5221 (1687 amino acids)
Biological process (GO): positive regulation of Rho protein signal transduction
Molecular function (GO): guanyl-nucleotide exchange factor activity; calcium ion binding; protein binding
Source: RefSeq, a predicted model, not a curated record